GCCAGUGCCCACAAAGCGAGCUUGUUACUCGACAGCCGACCAUCAAGAUGGGCAUUUCGUGGUCACGACUGAUGCGCAUGUGGUGGGGCGAUACUCCCGCGCAGGACGGUUAUACCGAAUCUUCGCUUCCAUCAACGACCAAGGAGGCCGUCUCGGACCAACAGGACGUCAAGGAGCAAGAGCCUCCCAGUGUUCCCUGUACGAUGGAGCUCCGCCUUAUGACUGAGACAGACUCGCCCUCUAGGGCCCCGAACGCCUACACCAUCUCAAUCGACGGCAAGCACUGGACGCUCAGCGAGCCGCUCGACAUCAACUCCGAGACCCUGCCCCAAUACGUGUGCGUGUCCUACGUCUGGGGCUCCGGACGCGUCCCCAAUCCCGUCCACCCCUCUAUCGAGAUGUCCGACCGCACGCUCGCCGCAUUCGCUGCCACCGCGCGCUGCAUCCCCCGGCGCCCCAUCUGGAUCGACGCGUUCUGCGUGCCCACCGAACGCGCGAAGAAGCGCGCGACGCUCGAGAGCCUCGGUUUCCUCUUCGCGCGCGCCGACGCUGUCGUCUCCGUGCUCGCGCCCGAGUCCCUCACCGCGGUCGAGGAGAUGCGGGACUUCCUCGUGAUCACGCCCCGCCCCGCGAAGACGCCCUCCGCCCCGCUCGACGUGCUCGAGGCCGACGAGUGGAUCCGGAGCGUCUGGACGUACCAGGAGCUUGUGAACAGCCGCUCGCUAUGGUUCACCGCCCACACGCCCGAAGGCGCCGCCCCGCAGCAAUCGGUCCCCGGGAUGCAGGUCCUCAACACCGUGGGCGAAUACAUCGACCGCUGGGGGCGCUCGGACAAGCUCACGCUGCACAACGGGAUCCGCCUCUUCUACCCGCACGCGGACAACUUCCAGGAGCUGCUCGCGGACUGGGUGACGUCCGACUACGGGCACCGCUCCGCGCUGCGCAUCAUCUGCGGGAUGGACUACCGCGCGCACAUCACGCCGCAGAACCGGUUCUACAGCAUGAUUGGGGCGCUCACUGCGCGUCCCUCCGCGCGCGCGACGAGCCCGACGGUGACGCAGCUCGCGGAGCGCUUUAUGGAGCUCUCCGAGGAGAAGGGCGACUACUCGUUCAUGUUCUGCACCGCACCCCGCGACUCGCGCCCUGGACUUGGCUGGCGGCCCAUACCAAGCGACUUCCAGAGCAUCCUGACGUGGCAUUGUUUCGGCGACGAGCUUCCCGGCAAGAAGGUCGACGACGGCGUCUUGCUGAACGACGUCAUCGUCUUCCCGCUCGUAGCCCGACGCGACCCCGCAGAAGUGCAAAUGGAGCAGGAGUUGCUAGACCACAUACGUCUGUGGAUGAAGCAUGUCGCAGACUACCACGACGUACCAGAGGACGUGGAUGCCAGCAUGACUCUGCAGGAGAAGUCUUAUGCAGUCCUGAAGACCAUGGGCUUCACGGGCGAUGGUGGAUGGCACACCAUGGAAGGCUGCAUCUUCUAUCCGCAGACGAAGCUGCCUGAGGGCGCCGAGGGGACCAUCUGCGUCUCGCAUGGGGUGAGAUGGGUUUUCGGCGCGCCGGCCAUCGUUGCGAUAACGACGGGGGAUGCGGUGCAGUACGUAGUGGGUGUGGCCGUGAUUCACAUGGACUAUAGAUCGCCUACGACCGAGUUCCUGCUGAGAUGAGAUCCGCGUAAGUUUCGAGCCUGACGACUGUGAAUAUGUACUGUAUGUUGAUGUCUUGGGCGACGAGGAUUGGAUAUGGAAAUAACACUGUGGGGACCUUGUAUAAAACCUGUAACGUAUAUCUAGUGUUUCGGCCAUCUAUUUGCC
Trametes versicolor FP-101664 SS1 is the source of this 1814-nucleotide messenger RNA. RefSeq lists its product as uncharacterized. Lineage: Eukaryota; Fungi; Basidiomycota; Agaricomycetes; Polyporales; Polyporaceae. Bases 48 to 1667 code for a protein of 539 amino acids. The record is from RefSeq and is a predicted model, not a curated record. The transcript has 3 exons.